This is a messenger RNA of Platichthys flesus (European flounder), 1265 nucleotides long. RefSeq lists its product as uncharacterized. The record is from RefSeq and is a predicted model, not a curated record. Bases 71 to 808 code for a protein of 245 amino acids. The transcript has 8 exons. NCBI's taxonomy places the organism in Eukaryota, Metazoa, Chordata, Actinopteri, Pleuronectiformes, Pleuronectidae.
CCCCCCCCCACACACACACACACACACACACACCCACACACAGACUGAGCUCAUAGCUGUCACAGGGAUCAUGGCGGCAGUUGGAGCCGGGGUCAUUGGGGUCAUCGGGUCUUGGUCCCUGUCCUCGGGAGUCGUCGGGUCCUUCAUCAUCCUCCUCCUCCUCUCCAUCCUCCUCUCGGCUCUGUGCAGCGAGUGCAGCAGACGUUCAUUUGAGCUUCAAGAUUCAGAGAGGGACGCAAAUCCUUCAACUCUGAUCAGUGUGGUGAAACUUGAGGAGACUUUAACAUCGAGAGACAACCCUGUGAUCAGUAAGAUUCAAAACGAUGAAAAAGAUUUCCGUCCUUCUGAAGGAAACUUAGUGUCGUUCCCUUCCUGGAAGAGCCACCUGGGGGCGCCACAGAAUGGCCAAGAUGUUCUGACCAAUGGCAGUGCAGCAGCAAUGGAAUCAUCUCUUGCUGCUGAGUCCAGGGCUGUGGCGGAAAACUCAGUCCAGUUCACGACGUGGAGGAGCCACCUGAGGGCGCCAGAGCAACAAGAACCCAACCACAUCUACCAUUCCAUCGGAAGAGGGCGGACCGACAGCACCACCGUGACACCGAGGACCAAUCCUGACCAGGAGGGCGGCGACAGAGCUCGUCCUGAUGUAAAGACGCUGGAAUUUAGUGAAUUAAAUUCAGUUUAUGCUCAAGUCAGCAGGAAGAUGAGACAGGCUCCGCCCCCUGUCCAGACACCUGUGGUGGCACAGGUGAGGGAGGGAGAGGAAGGGGAGGAGCCUUCACCUCCGCUGCCUGACAGAGAGACGGAGUGAUGAUGGAGAGAGGGACGGCAGCUAGAGGACAGAAAAAUGAAAGACUAAAGACAAAAAAGAUAAACAUGAGAGACAAUGGAUAUCAGAAAAAAUGGAUUGAUAAGAUUUAAGGAGAAAUUACAGGAGAAGAACAACGCGGGAUAAAUAAAGACAAAGGAUGAGGAUGAGACACAAAGGAAGAGAAGAGACAAAUGAAGGACAAUGAAUGGAGGAAAAAAGACAAGGAUGAAGGACACAUGAAGGACGUGAACACAAGACAGAGACGUGUAAAUCACAACUCAAUGUAAAUAUAAAAUUAUUUGGAUUAAAAAGGGAAGAAACCAGCUUUAAAUCAGAGCCUAGAUUUCCAAUAAUGCAAAUACAGCGUUUUCAUUGGCUGAGAGAUCUUCAUGUGUAAAGUAGUGGAACAGCCCUUUAAAGUUUUAUAAGUUAUAUCGUCAUUAAACUUUUCCUUUGA